Molecule: messenger RNA, 2173 nt
Organism: Coccidioides posadasii C735 delta SOWgp
Lineage: Eukaryota; Fungi; Ascomycota; Eurotiomycetes; Onygenales; Onygenaceae
Gene: MDV1
Product: Mitochondrial fission protein
Molecular function (GO): protein binding
Source: RefSeq, a predicted model, not a curated record
CUCAGCAGCGAUACCAAUAUCUUUGCGCUCCGGCGACUGACGGUUGCUAGACAUUGUAGUCUCGGUGCCAUAAGGCCUGCCUGAUGGCUGAUCCUCAACCUCGCAGCGAUUCGCCUUCUGGCCAGUCAGCGGUCAGUCAUGAUGAGGAUGAAGGUUCUGUGCUGGGAACGGGACUGACGACUCGUCACAUAGAAGCAUUUGGCCGGAAGGUCACAACCACCGCGAGCCAUCUUAUGGCCCCGAAAUCCGACCCUACCCUCACCACACAUUACCAGAGCGCGAUGAGCGAUAUUCAACGAGAACUACGCCGGCCUACGGUACAACGAAAAGUGUUCUCGUUUGCGCAGACUACUCCUACCGACCUUGUACGAUCAAAGCUCUCGACGUCAGAAAUUCAAUACCGCGCUCUGUCCGCCCUUCCCGAUGAAUUGCUUGCAAACAUUCCCGAAGAUACCAGUACAUAUUCCUUGUUUCAAGGGUUCCAGGCUUCCGUGCCCGAAGAUGAUAAUGAACAUCGGAAAAGCCAUAGACGGCGGCGAUCCCAUGGCCAGAAGCUAUUGGAAGACUCCGGUAAAAGCUCGCGCCCUCUACCGCAAACUGUUGGUUCUCUGAAACGGGAGAGGGACGUGCUCAAUCGGCGGCUUGAAAUGAUGGGAAUACGAAAAAACAUGUGCAGCGCCGAAAUUCAUGAGAUAGAUAACAAAAUUGUCAAUUUGAACAAUAUGCGCAAAAUAGUGCUGGACCGCUUGGCUGGGCUGGAAAUGGACGAGGCAGAGUUGGAACAUGAAUUGGUUCAAUUGGAUAACAGGCUUGAGGAUAUGGAAGAAGCCAUGGAGGAAUCUGCGACCCUCAUCUCGACACCGAAAGCAGUCGAUGAUGAGGUAACGCUUGAUUCCGAAAAUCAAGCGAUGGAUGCAUCGUUCAUGUCUGAGUCUAUAUACGAAAAGAUCCCAUCUCCAAAAGCCUGGAAACACAAGUCAUUGAGGAAACGAUCAAUGCCCAUAUUACACGAGCAUUUUGAGCCAGGUUCCAUGAUUCGAGAGCUACAAGCGCAUAAUGAUAUGAUUACCGCGAUGGAUUUUGAUGUUCCCUUUGGGACCAUGGUCAGCUCUGCUUUGGAUGACACCGUGCGAGUUUGGGAUCUAAAUCUCGGGCGUUGUAUGGGAUUUCUGGAAGGACAUCAUGCGUCGGUCCGCUGCUUACAAGUCGAGAACAACAUUGUUGCGACUGGUUCCAUGGACGCGUCGAUUCGACUUUGGGAUCUGAGCCGUGCCAGCUAUGCUCCAAGGGAUAAUAGGAUAACCAGAGACGACGAAGAGGAUGAUGACGAUGCGCUUGGUUAUGAGGACCCGUCGGCCGAACCGCCGCCACCACCUCCAUCAAGCAUGGAAGACUGUCCUUUAUUUUCACUCGAAGCCCACGUUGAUGAGGUGACUGCCCUGCAUUUCCGCGGCGAUACUCUGAUAUCUGGCUCUGCCGACAAAACCCUACGACAAUGGGAUCUGGUGAAGGGAAGGUGUGUUCAGACCCUGGAUGUUUUAUGGGCAGCCGCUCAAGCGUCUUCCACUAUGGGUGGCGGGGAUUCUCAAUGGCGACCAACGGGCCGUCUUCCUGAUGCAUCUGCGGAUUUUGUUGGGGCCUUGCAAUGUUUCGAUGCCGCUUUGGCAUGCGGAACGGCAGAUGGAAUGAUUAGGUUGUGGGAUUUACGCAGCGGUCAAGUUCAUCGUAGCCUUGUCGGGCAUACGGGACCAAUCACGUGCUUGCAAUUUGACGAUGUCCACUUGAUAACUGGUAGUCUGGACCGUAGUAUACGAAUCUGGGACCUCCGCACAGGAUCUAUCUACGACGCAUACGCGUAUGAUCACCCCAUUACAAGCAUGAUGUUUGACACGCGACGCAUAGUGGCGGCUGCGGGAGAGGAUGUGGUUAAGGUCUACGACAAGACUGAUGGACGUCACUGGGACUGUGGCGCCGGUGUGACCGCGGAGGAAGAAGGCAUCACGCCGGCAAUUGUAGAGCGUGUGCGAAUCAAAGAUGGCUAUCUGACGGAGGGACGAAAGGAUGGGACCAUUGGUAUCUGGACAUGUUGACAGUUAUCUGUACGAUUUUGCAAAUGGAUUUGGACAAGGCAAAGGUGCACUGUAUCAUAUAUAGACAUGAGGACAUCUAGCAC